Molecule: messenger RNA, 1425 nt
Organism: Plenodomus lingam JN3
Lineage: Eukaryota; Fungi; Ascomycota; Dothideomycetes; Pleosporales; Leptosphaeriaceae
Cellular component (GO): cytoplasm
Molecular function (GO): oxidoreductase activity
Source: RefSeq, a predicted model, not a curated record
AUGAAGCAUGGUCGCGCGUCUAUCCCAACGCCAGAAUCAAGCAAAUCAUUCUGGCAUAGCGAGCCGAAUGAGUUCCUGCUUGGUCAUCGUACUACCGACGAGUUACCAGCCGAAGCUGACAUCGUCAUUGUGGGAAGCGGUAUAACUGGCACGUCUGCGGCCAGAUAUCUUGCAGAAGAUGAGCGGGCCAAGGGAAAGAGCAUCGUGUUGCUUGAGGCCCGGGAAGCAUGUUGGUGUGCCACUGGAAGGAAUGGCGGACACUGCCAACCCCUCCUCUUCGAUCGCGCCUUCGACGUGGCAGAAUUCGAGCUCAAAAACGUCGCAGCCGUACGCUCGUACAUCAAAGACAACAACGUCCCCUGCGAAUGGCGCGAUGUAUCCGGCUGCCGUACCUUCUGGACGCCAGAAGCCAUGGACGAAGCCGAACGAGAAGUCGCCCAUCUGCAAAAAGUGGCCCCAGAGAUUGCACGCCACGUCACCGUCAUAAAAGACGCAGAGUCUUUCAAAAAGCACCGCAUUGCCGCUGGGUGCGUCGGCGCAACACUCAGUGAAGGUGCGGCGAGUUUGUGGCCCUACAAGCUGGUGACGUUCAUCUUGGAGAAGCUGGUCAAGGAGAGACGGAUCAAUCUCCAGACUACCACACCAGUGAAUGAAAUUACGUCCGAGGGUGGCAGACACACACUGCACACACCCCGUGGCACGAUUACAACACCCACCCUCAUCCUCGCAACGAAUGGCUACACGUCUGCUCUGCUCCCCCAUUUUGCAGACCUCAUCGUGCCCGUGCGCGGAGAGAUGAGCGCCCUCCUUCCCCCCAAGGGCUCCACUCUCCUGCCAAACUCAUACGGCAUGGUCGCUGCCCUAGGCCAACCCGCAAACAACGACGACUACCUGAUCCAACGGCCAUACGCCGGCGUGCCCAACCCAAAGGGGCACUUGAUGUUCGGCGGCGGCCGAGGUGCCGGCCAUCUACCCAGCAUCGGGGUCUCAGAUGACACGAUCGUCGACGACGGCGCAGCGACAUAUCUCCGCAGCGCGCUGCUCAAAGUCCUCGAUCUAGACGGCGAAACCGCGGGCGUCGAGCAACUCGAGGCCGCGGCAGAGUGGACGGGCAUCAUGGGCUACAGUCGCGACGACCACCCGUGGGUGGGCAAGGUGCCGGACAAGGAGGGUCUGUGGCUGUGCGCUGGCUACACGGGACAUGGCAUGCCAAAUGGCACGUUGUGCGGGAAGGCGGUGGUGCACAUGGUGCUUGGGGAACUCGAGGGCAAGGCAUGCGAAGCGCUGGCAGAGCAGCUGGUCUCAAAGGGGAAUCUGCCGAGGAGUUAUGUGUUGACAAAGGAGCGGGUGGAGCGGGCGAGGCGCAUGUUGACGGUGCAGCAGCAGGAUGAGAGGGGUGUUGUGCAUAUGCAUGGUGUGGUGUAG